UAAGGGUUCAACCUUAUGGCACAGACUUCUCAUUUAGAGUGCAAUGGGCGGAAGGAAUCAAAGAAGUACUCACAGAAAGUCUUGGUCGCAAUGACGGGGAAAUCACAGAAGAAGUCAAAAGCACAUUCGUCUGGAUUUGUGUCGGACUAUCGUCAUGCUGUUGAAACCAUGGGUGAAUCUGAGGGGUUUGGUAGCUCAGGUCGAGUAGACACAGAGAUAACGGCUUCAGUGGAUUCUUUCGUCCCGAAAAGGAAGUGUAUUAGUUUGAACGUUGAUGGGUGUGAUGGCUUUGGCGUCCCCUUACGGGUCUUGCCAUUAUCAAAGAUGUCUCAGUCUGCAAGAAAGGAUUUAGAGAUGAGGCUCCGAGGAGAACUUGAGCAGGUUAGGGUUCUUCAGAAAAGAAUUGUCUUGCGGAGUACAAAUGGUGUUGUUGCACUGUCAUCUUCCAAUGAUAUCCGUAGUUGCAGUGAUGGACAAAGAAUGCCCCCACUAGAGAAUUUUCCAAGAUCUUCUGAAUUGUCAUCUGGGCAGGGGAAGAAACGGUUUCCCCCAGGCCACAAUGGUGCCCACUUGAAAAGGGACAUUUCAGGGAAAUUUGAAUCUGUGAAGCAGGGUGCUCCUUCAAGAACCUCAAAUGUUAUGUUGAUGAAACAGUGUGAGACAUUGUUGGAACGUCUGAUGAAACACCAGUUUGGUUGGGUCUUCAACACUCCUGUGGAUGCAGAGAAGUUGAACAUUCCAGAUUAUUUCCAAGUUAUCAGGCAUCCGAUGGACUUGGGGACAAUAAAGAGAAAGAUAGCUUCAGGAGCAUACUCUAGUCCAUUGGGUUUUGUUACUGAUGUAAGGCUCACUUUCUCAAAUGCAAUGACUUACAAUCCUCCUGGAAAUGAUGUCCAUAUCAUGGCUGAUACACUGAGAAAAUAUUUUGAGAAAAGAUGGGAAUCUAUUGAGAAGAAAUUUCUGUCUGCUGAUUUACGAGCAGUGCCUGCUAAACCUAGUGCCCCUAGAGAAAUAGAAACUGCUAAGCCAAUGCAACCUUCAAAGAAAAGGAAGAUCUCUGCGAUAAACCAGAAUGUCAUGACAGAGCCUGUUAAACGGAUCAUGACAGAUGUAGAAAAACAGAACCUUAGUAGAGAAUUGGAAUCUUUGCUGGGAGAUAUGCCAGAGCACAUUGUUGAUUUCCUAAGGAGGCAUAGUUUCAAUGGAUGCCAAACUGGGGAGGAUGAGAUUGAGGUUGAUAUUGAUGCUCUCAGCGAUGAUACAUUGUUCACACUACGGAAGCUUCUUGAUGACUAUUUGCGGGACAAACAAAUAAAUCAGGCAAAAGUUGAGCCUUGUGAAAUGGAGAUUUUGAAUGACUCUGGGCUUAGCAAUUCAUCAAUGCCUUGCAAAGGCAACGAACCUGUUGAUGAGGAUGUAGAUAUUGGUGGGAAUGAUCCUCCUGUUUCUAGUUACCCUCCAGUAGAGAUAGAAAAAGAUACAGCCCUCAGAAACAGUAAAUGCAGUAGUUCAAAUAGCUCCAGUAGUGAAUCUGGCUCUUCGUCUAGUGAUUCAGAGUCCGGCAGUUCUUCUGGAAAUGAAUCUGAGGGUGCUAAAGCUUCAUCUCCAGUGAAUCCCACAAAGGAGAACUUAGGUUCUGGAGAAGAUAUAGAACAAAGGAGAAGUGACUUAAUUGAUCCAUAUGAUGGAAUUCAAUCUGUUAGUGGGGUGGAUCAACUUGAGCAAAAUCCCCAAACCAGGCCAGUUUCUGUGGAUGCAGAUGGUCAUCAAGGUGGGGAGAGUGCUCCAUCUGAGAGGCAGGUCUCCCCCGAAAAGCUCUACCGUGCAGCUUUAUUGAGGAGUCGUUUCGCUGAUACCAUCCUCAAAGCUCGAGAAAAGGCACUUGAUCAGGGUGAAAAGGGGGAUCCUGAGAAACUACGACGUGAGAGGGAAGAACUUGAGAGACAGCAGAGGGAAGAAAAAGUUCGGCUGCAAGCAGAAGCCAAAGCUGCAGAAGAUGCUCGAAGACAAGCCGAAGCAGAGGCUGCAGCUGAAGCCAAGCGGCAGAGGGAGCUUGAGAGAGAAGCGGCACGUCAAGCUUUGCAGAAGAUGGAAAAGACUGUUGAAAUUAAUGAGAAUUGUCAGUUUCUGGAGGACUUAGAAAUGCUUAGGGGUGCCCCUACCAAGCAUUUACCAAGCUCUAUAGAUGAAACAAGCCCAGAUCACUCUCAAGAUGGCAUAGGCUGUUUCACACUGCAGGGAAAUAGUAACCCUUUGGAGCAACUAGGAUUAUACAUGAAAGUGGAUGAUGAUGAUGAGGAGGAAGGUGAGCCACAGAGUGUCCCUGACCCAGUGAAGGAUGUUGAGGAAGGAGAAAUCGACUGAUCAGGUUCGGUUCUUCUGCCUUUAUGUCAUGCACUGGCGGGGGGUUUGAUUCAGAAAAUUUUGCCUGGAAGUCCGUCCUCCAGGUACUUGUUAGGCGCUUUCUGGAACGGGUGACAAGAAUAAGCGGUCCUAUUUCUGUGAGCCACUGGAACUGAUUACAUUUUGAUCUGGCAGAAGCGUGACUAUUGCUCUGGGAUUGAGAUGAAUUUGUGGUUGAAGACAGUUUUGCCGUUGAAGCAGAUCUUACCAUAAUU
Molecule: messenger RNA, 2618 nt
Organism: Telopea speciosissima
Lineage: Eukaryota; Viridiplantae; Streptophyta; Magnoliopsida; Proteales; Proteaceae
Product: transcription factor GTE9-like
Exons: 10
Coding region: 16-2364 (782 amino acids)
Molecular function (GO): protein binding
Source: RefSeq, a predicted model, not a curated record